Messenger RNA from Purpureocillium takamizusanense, 2688 nucleotides. RefSeq lists its product as uncharacterized. Bases 441 to 1889 code for a protein of 482 amino acids. NCBI's taxonomy places the organism in Eukaryota, Fungi, Ascomycota, Sordariomycetes, Hypocreales, Ophiocordycipitaceae. The record is from RefSeq and is a predicted model, not a curated record. The transcript is spliced from 5 exons. Gene Ontology annotation, molecular function: protein binding.
GUCUGUCCCUGUCCUUAUACCUUAACUCCGAGCAACGAUACCAUCUAUUGCCAUCACCCUCGGAUUGUUACUUAUCCCUUGUCGCACCUCAACGUUCCCAGUGUAACCGCCGCCGCCGCCGCCGCCGCCGUCAUCGUCGUCGUCGUCUCUCUACUACCUCUCUCGGGCAGUCCGUGGCGAGUCGGGUGUUUGACUGUUCUCAUCAUCUUGUUGAUUUCAUACGACUGGUAUCGCGAGUAUCUCUCGGCCAACAUGUCGCAUCUCGCGUCCUUGCCACCCGAGAUCCUCCAUCAUAUCCUGAAGUGGCUCAGCCCCGAGGAGCUGCUGCUACUCCGUCGCGUGUCGCGCCUGUUUUACGCGUACAUCAAGGGGAACUGGAGCCUCCACCGUGACGUGUAUACGCGGAACUUUGUAGAUUACUCUCUCGCCUCGGCGCGUUCAUGUUCACGACAGCUGACUUGGCCCAGGACACGCCACCACAGGCAGAUCUCGAAUGGGAGAACGAGUUGCAGGACCUGGUGAAGCUUGCGGCCGUAUGUCGGCGCGGCGACUUCCAGGACAAGGCUCAUCACCUUGUAUUCGUUUCAUCAGCGGUGAACCGACUCUUGAAGCAUGCUUCUUCUCAAGGACACACUGCGGAGAACUCGUACACCCACUGCGCCUCUCGAAACGCCGACUUCGUAGCCGGGCUUUUUGAGGAUCGGACAAAUCGAGAGGCUUUCUUGCAGCGGUCGUCCCUCUUUGCGCGAGUACGGAGCGCUCACAGAGACGCCGGAUCAGAGCCAUGUGGCGAGACAUCUCACGCUGAGGAGCGGCAGCUGAGCGCCAAGCUCCACUGCUUGUACGGCAAACCUAUUCUCAACGUCGGCAGGCUCAGGUCGACGCGCACAUACCCUUUUGCCGUAUCCAAGGUGUAUGACUUGAGAGAAUACACACCAUUGACAAAAUGGGGUCCAUUCAUGGAGGACAUGGAUACGCGCGUCGACUGGGAAAAGGUUGAGGCCAUCAUGGUCGCCCUUGGGUACAACAUAUCCGCGCGGCGAGUGACCAAGUUCUUUAGCGACACAUGGGACAGCCCGUUCUCUGGCUCCUGGCCCAAGAGUUUCAUGCCGUCACCAAAGGCGGAACUUCGGUCGCUCGAUGCUGAAGACCCAUACGGCGUGACUGGUACCUGGUUUCGGAUCGUUUGCUUCCUCGACUACAAUGACUUCUUUAACUUCAAUUUUCCCGUCCGCGAAAACGCCUGGGAUGGCGCCCCCAGGCCGCCUCUGAGCGUAGGGGAAGAGACUCGGCUCAUCGUUAUGAGAACGCACAUAACUAGCAUUGAGCCACCUGGACCUAAUGACAGUCAGGAUUUGCCUGUGGUGAACUUUGUCGGCGUCUCUCGCUCUCUGGACGGCUCCUGGGAUGACAAUGCCAACUCCGAUCUCCGAGCAUUCGCAUCGAAAGGCAAGGUGCGGCUCACAAAAGAAGGCGAAGUCCGUUGGACGACCAUUUCCAUAUUCCACGGUGAAGAGCGCUGGAGGAGCGAGGGGGUGCAAGUCGGGGGCGUCCGAUCGGCGCGAGGCGUGAUCGGCAACUGGUUCGACAAAGACUAUGAUCCGCACGGACCGGCUGGGCCGACGGCUUUUUGGAAGUCUAGCGACUCCGAGGGCUCAGUGAACACGGAGCAAGGCCUAUUCCCCAACGACUUUGUUCUGGCAUAUAGCACCGGCAUGUUUUCCGACGACUCAGAUCCAGAGGCGGAAAUGGACUACGAGGACGAUGAGGACGACGAGGAUAUGGACGAGCUAUCAGAUGCAGAGCCGAUAUCGAACGAGCUGACAGGGUUGCUCAUGGACGCGCAGCUAGACGUGGCGGACAUUGUGCAGCAAGCGGAGCAGCCGUGAAGGAGAUGAUUGCAUGCCAUUGAUCUCGCAUGGUUCUGGUCGCGUCUAAUUGUUAUUGCUGUACGAGUGAUGGGUAAUAAGUGUAUAGGCACGAAAAGACAGCCAAGCCAGCCCAACGUCUAUAUCUCCGCCCACAUCUCUCUAAGAUGCUCAGCAGCUGACCGUCCUUUUUGCGCCUCAUCUCGCCGCGCAGCGUGGCGAGCUUCUUGCCGACCUGCACAAUGUGCGUCUCGAUGAGGAUCUCGUCGCCGGCACGGGCGGGCCGCAUGUAGGUGACGUUGAGGCUGCGGCUGACGCCGAGGUACUGCCAGAAGCCUGGGCGGUUGACGAGGCAGAGGGGCAUGGUGGUGCAGAAAUCAAAGAGGGUGGCGGCGGCGCCGCCGUGAAGGCUCUGGAGGCGGUUGCAGUGAUCGGGCUGGACGGUGUAGGUGAAGGUAACGGAGGGGUGCGGCUGGGCGGCCGAGGUAGCCUGGACGUCGAGGUACGGGACGAGGGCGGUCAUCCAGUCCUGCAGCGGUUCAGUCAGUUGGCCCGUUCAAGGGGCUUAGGAUGGAGGAGAAGUAGGAGGGAUACGAUCAUGAUCACGAGAGAAGGAGAGACAUAAGAGAGGAAGACGGCGAACGUACCCCCGCCUUGAGGCGGCCGUCGUCAUGACGGUCGAGGUUGAGCCAGGCGCGAAUCUUGCCCUCUGGAGAGUCGAGGGCGGUGUCCGAGACGCCACUGUUGGGCUUGUCACCGUUUGACAUGGUUGUGAUGUCCUUUGGUCGGUGAGGUGACGUAGAUGCAGAAUGAGAAUGAG